This is a messenger RNA of Zootoca vivipara (common lizard), 2896 nucleotides long. RefSeq names its product zinc finger protein RFP. Gene Ontology annotation, molecular function: zinc ion binding. The record is from RefSeq and is a predicted model, not a curated record. NCBI's taxonomy places the organism in Eukaryota, Metazoa, Chordata, Lepidosauria, Squamata, Lacertidae.
CACACACAAUAAAAACACAUAAAAUCAUAAACUUAAGCAAACACUCGAGUGCAUAUGUGUGCUUCUGCUGUUCUUUCUUUGGGCUUAUUUACUUUAUUUUUAUUUUGAUCUAAAAGCCUAAUCAUAUCAGCUACGGCGUCCCAGUUGUGGCAAAUUCAAAAGUCAAAGUUAGUUGUCCAAGAUCCUAUUAACAUUUGGGAGACUGGAACAACAGUGUUUGCAAGAAGAUACUGUAUGAGAGCUGGGGGUGGGAGACAGGAAAUCAGUUCUUCCCUUACUGAUUCCUUCUCAAGUAAACGAUUGUUUUUCUCAGGCUUUACUUCCUUUCUCCUCCUGCUCCAAUCCGGUAGUAUUAGAACUUUCAUUAGCCUCCUAAUAGGUACAUGGAUCUCCCUCAUAUUUUCCUGGGGACUGUAGUUAGUUAAGGGUGCUGGGAAGUGCAGCUCGUGGGGGUAAAUGGCCAUUGCCAGGAUUCUUUGGCAGACACCAUGCAUGUGAAAGUUGCCCACUGUAAGAGUUUAUUCUGGUUUAUGCCAGCAUUUCCUAUGCUGCUGCUUUGCAAAAACUACGAGUCAUCCAGAGGCAGGGUAAGGCCCGCCCAGAGGGAGGGAAAAGCCCACCCUGUGGUUUGAAACUGGAGAAACGAAACCAAAGCUUUUAUUCCCGCUUCCUGCAGACGAAAUGGCCGACGAGGGUCCAGUCCAGAACCUCUGCGAGGAAACGACAUGCUCCAUCUGCCUAGAGUAUUUCACAGAUCCGGUGACCAUAGACUGCGGCCACAAUUUCUGCCAAACCUGCAUCACCAAGACUUGGGGGAAAUCAGGCGGAGAUGCUUCUUGCCCCCAGUGCAGGGAACCAUGUCAGCAAAGGAAUUUCAGGCCCAAUCGGCAACUGGCGAGCAUUGUGGAAAUAGUCAAGAAAUUCAGCCUUCAGGUGGCCAGAGGGGCGGAAGCGCUGGGAAGGGUUUGCGAGAGACACCAGGAGCCCCUGAAACUCUUCUGCGAAGAUGACCAAGCCCCCAUCUGUGUGGUGUGUGACAAAUCCAAGGAUCACAGGGAACACAAAGUGAUCCCAAAGGAAGAAGCCUUUGAAGAGUAUCAGAGUAAAAUCCUGCGUCAUUUGGAGUUCCUGAACAAACAGAGAGAAGAAAUUCUGUCUUCUAAACUGAAGGGGGAGACCGAAAGCCAGAAUCUGCUGAAGCGGACAGACAUGGAGAGGCGGGAAAUCGUGGCUGAUUUCAAGCAGUUGCACCAGUUUCUGGAAGAACAAGAGCGCCUCCUGCUGGCUCAAUUGAAGGAACUGGACAAUGAGAUUAAAUCCUGUGGGGACCAACAUAUUGCAAAACUCUUGAAGGAAAUGUCCUCUAUUGAUGACCUCAUUAAGGAGCUGGAGGAGAAACAGAAGCAGCCAGUGACUGAAUUCUUGCAGAAUAUGAGAAGCAUCCUGGAAAGGUGUAAUGAAAAUGAAAAUAAAACCAUAUAUGCAAUAGCUUUUCCUCCUGGAUUAAAAGAGCAAAUAGAUAAAUUCUCUAAAAUGCAUCCUUUCUUGGAGAAGGAGACCAAGAAAUUCAAAGAUGUUGUGCUCUCUGGACCUCAAGGAAAGAAAGGUACAUUUCCAGGUGAGGAAAUGGUAAUUCCUAACCUAGUCCUAGCAGUGUAUGGCCAAGCAACAACCCAAGCAACAUUUCACUCGAUGGGCUUCAGUUUUGCAAAUAUGCAGCAACCACAGUAUCACUUAGGAUUAUCAGAUAACAUUAGUUGUUGUGCCUAUGUUAUGGGAGUUGAGAGAAUCACCUCAGGGACUCAUUCCUGGAUAGUGAAUGUGGGGGACGAGAAGUUCUGGGCUGUGGGGGUUGUCAUGGAGUCUUUAAGGGGGCACAAUAUUGUCAAUUUGAAUGAUGGAAUUGGGAUCUGGGCUAUUGCGAGGAUUUCUACUGGUGCAUAUUAUGCUUCCACUCCUCCUGGAAUAUCUCUAGGAUCAUCACCCUCGGCCAGCACGCUACCCCUUAUGUUCAACCCAAGAGGGAUUCAGCCAAAGAGGAUCCGUGUGCUUGUGGUCUAUGAAGCAGGAUUAGUAAUCUUCCGCGAUGCUGACUCAGAUAAUGCUCUCUUUACCUUCAAUGCUUUGUUCUCUGGGGAGAAAAUCUGCUCCUUUCUCUGUAUGGGGAAAUGAGAUGAGGUUGGCAUUUGGUCCAAACUUGACAGGCCAGCGGGAGGUGCCAAGUCCUUUAAAACCAGGGAUGGGUGGAGAAGUUUUUAAAAAAACAGCAUGGGGGGUCGGGGGAAGGAACUGAAUCUUGCCCCCUACUUUCCUCCCUCAAACAUCUGGGGAAAGAACUUUGGGGGGGGGGGAUGUGUGGUGAGGAAAGAACUCGGCAUUUUAAGCGCCCUCCCCCCCACUGCCAACUUCUUUAGAGGGAAUUAGUAACAGUCUGACUCUGACACGCAUUGUCAUUGCUGUCUAGUCUGAAUGGGCCCUGCAGGCUUUCUCUUCCAAAGAGCGUUCUGUUGUGGGAAGCCAAACACAUGCAAACUGCCAUACAGCCACAGCUUCAGGAGGAAGUAGUAGCUGAAGAGGAGAGGCUUUUCAGUGAGGAACUGGUAUGAGGCCCUGAUCCAGAUAGGCAGAGUGUUCCAGAUCACAACCCCACAGCUGUAGUUUAUUAGGGGAAGAAACACAAAAAAUAGAAGCACAAUGAAAGUGGAAUAGUCUGCAAACACAUGAUGCAGAAAUAGAGACUUUAUAAAUGCUCCCCUAUUAUCUCCAGAGUUGGAUGGUUUUGUGUGCUUUAAGUAGUUGUUCUAUUUCUUUUUAUAUUUGUUUAAGUGUCACUGUGGGACCUGAUGUUGAAAGGUGUGUAAGAAACCUUGUAAAUAAAUAAAAGUAAUUCCACUUA